GUGGUCAUUGUGAUUUGUGGUAGACAUUUGACUAAAUUUACAAUUAAAAAUAACAUAUUUCAAUUUAUUACUAAAAAGAUUAAAUUACGUUCGUACUGUCGCGUAUUGAUUCUAAUGUUUCUACUUUAUAGCUUUUUUGUUGAUUUCUAAAAGUGUACAACCUAAUCUGAUGUAAUGAUCAAUUUUGAAAAGUUAAGAAUUCUGUUGUGAAGGGCUGUUCAAUUCUUUUUCUAGAGAAUUUGCAAGCGGAGGAUAACAGGCACAGGCAUUACGCCGUGCCAAAAUAUGGACAGCGCAACGAUACCACUAAGUCUGGAACCGGUGCAGCACACUGAUGUCUGCGAUAAAAGGCUUUGGAUUGGAAAUUUGGAUACUAGAGUUAAUGAGUAUCAACUACUGAAAAUGGUCCGUGUGUAUGGUAAUAUCGAGAAGUUGGACAUGUUAUUCCACCGGAGUGGGCCGAAUGCUGGUCAGCCAAGGGGGUUUGCCUUUGUGACAUAUAAGUUAAGGCAAGAUGCUAUAAAGGCAAUGAGCUCCUUAAAUGGUCAGCUAUUGGGGAACAGAAGAAUUUGUGUGAAGUUUGCUAAAAACGCUUCAGAGGAUCAAGAGAAACCAAAACCAGAAUUAGGUAUAUCUGCACUGACAGCUGGCAAACCAGAACUAAAAGUAAGCAAGAAAACUGCAAUCCAGACUAUUGAGGCUAAACUAAAAUUAUUAGAAAAUAUGAAAGCUGGAGAUGAUUUUGUUAUUAAUAAAUUAGCUGCUAAUGAAGCUCCAGUUAUAACUCAAUAUCAGCUUAAACAGCACCAAUCAAAUAAAACAAACAGUUCAUUCAAACGGCGGCAUCCUUAUCAUAGGAAAAAAUAAAUAGUAUUAAAAACUUUGUUUAGGAUAAUUAGCAUUCUUAUUAUUAUAUCAGUAUUUCACUUAAAUAUGGGGAGUUGGUAUUUUAAACUACAGUGUAUGAGAUUGAGACACUUAGCUGAAUCUUUAACAAUAC
This is a messenger RNA of Pieris napi, 1000 nucleotides long. RefSeq names its product probable RNA-binding protein 18. Lineage: Eukaryota; Metazoa; Arthropoda; Insecta; Lepidoptera; Pieridae. The record is from RefSeq and is a predicted model, not a curated record. The coding region runs from base 286 to 867 and encodes 193 amino acids. Gene Ontology annotation, molecular function: RNA binding. The transcript has 4 exons.